GCAGGUGUAGGGCAAAUAUGGCGUCGGCGGUCCUGGCGCUGAGGGCACGCACAGCUGCCCUGCUGAACCCCCCUCAGGUGGCAGCUCUCGCUGUCAGAUGCGCAUCCAAGAAGACAGGAGGCAGCUCCAAAAACCUUGGUGGAAAGUCACGAGGCAAACGCUACGGCAUCAAGAAAAUGGAGGGUCACUAUGUUCAUGCUGGCAACAUUCUGGCAACUCAGCGCCACUUCCGCUGGCACCCAGGCGCCCAUGUCGGGCUGGGGAAGAGGAAGUGCCUGUACGCCUUGGAGGAGGGGGUAGUCCGCUACACGAAGGAGGUCUACGUGCCCAGUCCCAGCAACGUGGAGGCUGUGGACCUGGUUACCAGACUGCCGAAGGGCGCUGUGCUCUACAAGACCUUUGUCCACGUGGUUCCUGCCAAGCCUGAGGGCAUCUUCAAGCUGGUGGCUAUGCUCUGAGCUCUUGGCUGAGGCUAUUGGACAGAUUGGAAUCCAGUUGACAAGAGGGUGGCACUAGAAGUGAAGAGUUGGGUGCCAACUUGUCCCACGGAAGUCUGAUGGGAAGAUGGAAGUGAUCGACUGUGAACCCUUUGGGAGACCUGCCUUGGGGCCAAAAAUAAAGUUAAUAGGGCUCAUCAA
This is a messenger RNA of Condylura cristata (star-nosed mole), 638 nucleotides long. RefSeq names its product mitochondrial ribosomal protein L27 (gene MRPL27). The record is from RefSeq and is a predicted model, not a curated record. Gene Ontology annotation, molecular function: structural constituent of ribosome. The transcript is spliced from 4 exons. Gene Ontology annotation, biological process: translation. NCBI's taxonomy places the organism in Eukaryota, Metazoa, Chordata, Mammalia, Eulipotyphla, Talpidae. Gene Ontology annotation, cellular component: mitochondrial large ribosomal subunit; ribosome. Bases 18 to 458 code for a protein of 146 amino acids.